Microcebus murinus (gray mouse lemur) is the source of this 3383-nucleotide messenger RNA. Lineage: Eukaryota; Metazoa; Chordata; Mammalia; Primates; Cheirogaleidae. The record is from RefSeq and is a predicted model, not a curated record.
AUUCUGGCCCCUGAAAAGGUGUAGAAUAUAUUUUAACGUGGACCGUGGUGAAUUUACCAUCAGAGGCACUUGGCCUGCGGCUGCCCUCCCUAACCGCUUUCUUGGUACAGCAAGCUUGACUUGAGAAAUCACUCUUCUCGGAAUCCCAGUUCCUCAACUGAAACAUAGGAAACUACUUUGCUUCGCACUUUUUCAUGGGAGGCGAGAAAUUCGACACCCCCCACCCUGAAGGUUACCUCUUUGGCGAGAACAUGGAUCUGAACUUCUUGGGCAGCCGUCCGGUCCAGUUUCCCUAUGUCACUCCCGCCCCCCACGAGCCCGUGAAGACACUGAGGAGCCUGGUGAACAUCCGCAAAGACUCGCUGCGGCUUGUGAGGUACAAGGACGAUGCUGACAGCCCCACCGAGGACAGCGAGAAGCCCCGGGUGCUCUACAGCCUGGAGUUCACCUUCGACGCCGACGCCCGCGUGGCCAUCACCAUCUACUGCCAGGCGGUGGAGGAGUUCCUGAACGGCAGGGCCGUGUACAGCCCCAGGAGCCCUCUGCUGCAGUCCGAGACCGUGCACUACAAGAGAGGGGUGAGCCAGCAGUUCUCCCUGCCCUCCUUCAAGAUCGACUUCGCCGAGUGGAAGGACGACGAGUUGAACUUUGACCUGGACCGAGGCGUGUUUCCAGUGGUCAUCCAGGCCGUGGUGGACGAGGGAGACGUUGUGGAAGUGACUGGCCAUGCCCACGUGCUCUUGGCUGCCUUUGAAAAGCAUGUGGACGGCAGCUUCUCCGUGAAGCCGUUGAAGCAGAAGCAAAUCGUGGACCGGGUCAGCUACCUCCUGCAGGAGAUCUACGGCAUCGAGAAUAAGAACAACCAGGAGACCAAGCCCUCGGAUGACGAGAACAGUGACAACAGCAACGAGUGUGUGGUGUGCCUGUCUGACCUGCGGGACACGCUGAUCCUGCCCUGCCGCCACCUGUGCCUCUGCACCUCCUGCGCGGACACGCUGCGCUACCAGGCCAACAACUGCCCCAUCUGUCGGCUGCCUUUCCGGGCCCUCCUGCAGAUCCGGGCCGUGCGGAAGAAGCCGGGAGCGCUGUCCCCUGUGUCCUUCAGCCCGGUGCUGGCGCAGAGCCUGGACCACGAGGAGCACUCCUGUCCCUUUAAAAAAUCAAAGUCGCACCCUGCCUCCCUGACCAGCAAGAAACCUAAAAGGGAAACAAGCUCCGACAGCAUCCCGCCUGGCUACGAGCCCAUCUCCCUGCUCGAGGCGCUCAACGGCCUUCGGGCCAUCUCCCCGGCCAUCCCCUCGGCCCCUCUUUACGAAGAGAUCACCUACUCGGGCGUGUCGGACGGCCUGUCCCAGGCCAGCUGUCCCCUGGCUGGGAUGGAGCGGCUUGCGGAAAGCAGCCACCAGAAGGGCAAGCCGAGGAGCAAGUCUCCUGACAGCACUCUGCGGUCCCCAUCAUCCCCCAUCCAUGAAGAGGACGAGGAGAAGCUCUCGGAGGACUUGGACGCUCCGCGCCCGCCGAGCAGCACAGGGCUGGCACCUCGGGAGAGCAGCUCCCCCGAGAGUUUCGUCACAGAAGAGGUGGAUGAGUCUUCAUCACUGAAGCAAGGGAGCCGAGUGCCGUCCAUCGAGAACGUCCUGCAGGACAGCAGCCCUGAGCACUGUGGCUGCAGCCAGCCGGGCCCACCUGCCGACAUCUACCUGCCAGGAUGGUCCACCUCCAUGGAGACGCCCCGCAGCCUCAGCACCACCGGCCCGCCCUGGCCUCCACUUGGUGGCCCCAGUGCCGAUCCUGGUGCCACCGACUUGACCCCACUCUGAGCGCCUGGCCAGGCUGGUGGCGUGGAGCCUUCAGCUCCCCCAGACUUUCCUGAGGGGCUGCCCCGGCCCCCAGUGUGACCCGGCCUCUCCUGUCUGCACACCCCCUGUGGCCACCAGGCUCCGAGGGGCCACGACGACCCUUGAUCAAAGAGCACAGUGGACUGCCCCUCCAGACCCCUUUUUUGUAUGGUUGAUAUGUUUGUAAAUGGUACAAAAUGAAGGACAGCAGCUUUCUAGCUGGCCUCUAGGCCUGGGGUCCCCCAGCCCUGUGGGCUGAGGCCAGGUCUGGUGCUGGCCGACUACCCACAUGCAGCCUGCAGCAGCGGUGCCCGAGGACUCAGAGACGAAUUUAUUGUUGGGUGAAGUGCUGUCUUCACAGACGUCAGGGGGUGGCAGGGGGCCCAAGUCUCGGUCAAUGAAGGAAACAGUGUCUGUCCGCCCACGCUGUGUGUGUUGCCACAGCGGCCUGUUUGUGGCUGUUGCCUUCCACCCUUUGCUGUUUGUGGCCCUGGUGGCACUCCCAGGCCCACCUUAAGGCCCAGCCCCCUGCUCUGAGCCUGGGGUGCACGGGCACCGCCUGCCCCCAGCCCUUCCCCGGGCACCAUGGCAGUGUCCAGCCCAGGGUAGAGGUGCAGCUGUUUGCUGCGAUUGGUAUCUGGUGGCCUCUGGCCCAGCCGUGCGCCUGCUCAUGGGUGCUGGCUUUUGUCUGUCUUCAGGCCCUUCCAGGUGGAGGGGCUUCCGCUCAGCCAGCAGCCAUCUGCUGGGGGAUUCGGUAGCUUCCUCAGCUCCCCCCUAAACGUCCCUCUGCCUUUCUCUUUGAUUUGUUCUGUCUGGGACUUUGGUGGCAGGACCAGCCUGGGGAAGCAGGGUCCUGUUGUGACAUUUGGCCUCUGAGGGACCUCAUCCUUUUUGUAGGAUAAACCUCCUGGCAACAGAAAGGAAAGGGGGUGCCCAGGCCCGGUGCCCCAGUGCCAGACCUGCCCCAGCAGGGCGUUGAGCCAGCCGGGGUGUGCAGCUCCCCUGGCCAGGGAGGGCAGGGGCCCGUGCCUGGAGCCUCAGCUGAGUCCAGGGGAGGCAUGGCUGCGGGACAGCCCGCAGCAGUCCGCUGGGCUCCGCAUGUCCCGGCCCGGCCUAAGGCUCAGGGUUGCUCCGAGCACCAGCUCUGCCCUGUGGGACGCUCGGGAGACAAACCCACAGUGGCCAGCCGUGCCCUGCUUGGGCCCGAGUGGAGUGCGCUCUUCGCACCCGGCUCCCUGUGUGCCCAGGCCAGCCUCCCCCCCCACCCCCAUCCCCGCCAUCUGCUGUGUGCGCGUGCGCACAUGUGCACACACAUGCAAACGUGCACACGUGCACACACAUGCAAACGUGCACAUGCAGGCUGGCCGUCUCCGUCCCUCACCCCAGCAAGGCCCAGCCUCGCGUCAGUGCUGGUGCCAGAGCUCUGUGUGGGUGGCUGCAGACGGGCCCGUCUGUGACUUCCACGUGCUGUCAUCUGGUGUGCUCGGAUGGGCCCGUGCAUUCGUUUUUACUGUAUAUUUAUAGUAAUAAAAUCAUGCAGCAAUA